GUUGCACAUAUCGAUCAACUAUAGUGGCUUACGGGGAUUAACUCCUCCCCUAUUUAGCCAUCGUCAUGUAUCACCAAAAUUCCACCUGUCUCCAAUUCUCUAUGUUGAAGGGACCGCAAAAUACAAUCUGGGAUUUCAUCCACAUCAUCUAAAGUGGGGAAUAUUGUUUCUUGACUAUGAAAAUACUCAUUCGCCGAGACGUACAAGUAGCUUGGUCCGGAUCGUAUAACACAGACGGUGCGUAUCAGCCCGUCGACCUUGGCAUUUGGUGUUCCCAAGAUGCAAUUUUUGGUCUUCGUUUUACCUCUCUUUCUCUUCCUGGGCUUCGUCAAAGCUCAGUGGGACGACGAUCCGGGCUGGCCUGAAGACCCAGAUGACGACCCACCAAACUGGCCUACACAACGACCUACGCCUACACGUGGACCUUCAAGACCAACCCCUACCUCAGAGCCUGAUCCUGGACAGACGGAUGAACCAGAGCCGCCCUUGCCAACUGGUGUCGACACUUUCGCAAACGCUACUGUCUACCAGCCCGAUGACUCAACGCACCACCUAACGUCUCCGCGCACUGAGAACCUGCCCAAUAACACUAUUCUAGCUGUUUGGAAUGACCCUGAGUCGACCAGUGACACGCUUUCUAUCUACCGAUCAACUAACAAUGGAUUUUCUUGGUAUGCUCAUGGCACAGCAAAGUCAACGGUAGCAGGCAGGAAGUUGCUAGAGCCACACCUUCUUCAUGUGGACGGGAUAUGGAGUGGGGAGACGAACUUGGCCUUACUGACUGUGAACGCCGUCGAUGAGAAGAGUACGAACAUUGAGUUGUAUGCGUCUUGGGACAACGGCACGAUCUUUGAGUUUGUGCAUCUUAUUGCCGAGGGCGGGCCGGCUAUCGCGACCACGGGUUCGACUGCAGUUGGAGAGCCGUUUAUGGUAUUACACGACAAUCGCCUUACAGUCUAUUACUCCGACCAGCGAGACGGCCAGCACGCGCAGAAAAUUGUCCAUCAGUCUACAGCUGACAUGUGGGAGAACUGGGGCACAACGAUCGAUGUCGUAGCAUCAGAUGCUCUAGUAGAUCGUAACGGCAUGACUAGUAUUGCUAAACUACCGAACAAUCAAUACAUGAUCGUCUUUGAAUCUACCGAGAACGGCAACAGCUCUUCCGAUAACCACCCGGUUUACUUCAAGCUCACCAAUACCCCUGAGAACGUAGGUACAGAGCACAAGCGCCAGAUCACCACCACCACAGGUACGAGGCUCCAAGGCGCUCCGUAUGCCACUUGGUCGCCGGUAGGGGGUGCAAAUGGCACUAUUGUGCUUUCCGAUUCGACUUCAAACUCGAUCUACAUCAAUCAAGCUUUAGGUGAAGGGUUAUGGAAGGAGAUCCAGACAACGGCUGGAAGGGCUUAUGCCAGGGAGGUACGCUCAGUGCCUAAUGAUAAGAGUAAGCUACGCAUUGCCGGAGGGUCGGAAAAUGAUGCGAGGUCGUCGGAUAUCUUAAUUACGAUCAUCGAUUUGGAAAAGGCGCUCGCCGCGAAGUAGAACAUCCACCUAUCUAAUUUGGUAAAUUGAUUUUGCUUUCAUAGCCGAUAAUGCCCAAGCCUAGCUAAG
Cucurbitaria berberidis CBS 394.84 is the source of this 1611-nucleotide messenger RNA. RefSeq names its product glycoside hydrolase family 93 protein. The coding region runs from base 280 to 1542 and encodes 420 amino acids. The transcript has 4 exons. The record is from RefSeq and is a predicted model, not a curated record. NCBI's taxonomy places the organism in Eukaryota, Fungi, Ascomycota, Dothideomycetes, Pleosporales, Cucurbitariaceae.